Molecule: messenger RNA, 945 nt
Organism: Ostreococcus lucimarinus CCE9901
Lineage: Eukaryota; Viridiplantae; Chlorophyta; Mamiellophyceae; Mamiellales; Bathycoccaceae
Exons: 1
Biological process (GO): NADP+ biosynthetic process; NAD+ metabolic process
Molecular function (GO): NAD+ kinase activity
Source: RefSeq, a predicted model, not a curated record
AAGUUUUCCUGGCUCGAGGCGCCGAGGAAUGCGCUUGUGGUGAAGAAGAUUCACGACGCCGCGGCGGCGGAGAUGAUGAUUCGCGCGACGCGCGUGCUGAAGAGUAAGGGCGUUACCGCUUGGCUCGAACGCGCGGUGUGGGAUGAGUUCGCCGAGUUACAGGGUGAUUGUCAGACUUGGGAUGCAGGCGAUGCAAGCUUUCAUCUGGAUGAGAUUAUCGAUUUCAUCGUCGUCUUGGGCGGGGACGGCACGAUUUUGUGGGCAUCAAAGUAUUUCCCGAAGGCGAUGCCCCCCGUGGUGCCUUUCGCCAUGGGUUCGCUCGGAUUUCUCACGUCGCACAGGGUGGAUGACAUGGAGAAGAAACUCGCUGUCGUGAUGCAGGGAGAUUUUACGAUCUCGAUGCGAAGCCGACUCGUGGCUAAAGUCGUCUCAGCCGAAGGCGUGUCGUCGCAGUGGCGAUACGUCCUAAACGAAGUUCUCAUCGAUCGCGGUCCGAAGCCGGUCAUGGUCGAGCUCGAUAUCGCAGUCGACGGUUAUCACGUCACCAAAGUCGCCGCUGAUGGCGUCAUUUUAAGCUCCCCCACCGGGAGCACGGCGUACUCGCUCGCCGCCGGCGGCUCCAUGGUGCAUCCCGGCGUACCGGCGCUGUGCGUCACCCCGAUUUGUCCGCACUCCCUCUCUUUCCGCCCCAUCGUUCUGCCUGACUCCGUCGUGGUCACCAUCACGUGCCCGCGCGACGCUCGCAACACCGCCUGGGCCGCGUUCGACGGCAAAUUCCAAACCGAGCUCGCCCGCGGCGACGCCGUCGUCGUGCGCGUCGCCGGUUUUCCCGUCCCGAGCGUGUGCAACGCCAGCGAAAACAACGAUUGGUUCGCCGCCGUUAAGCAGGGAUUACUCUGGAACGCCCGCGGUGCCGAUCAAAAGCCCAUAGAACGAAAGACUUAG